AUGGACAUAUUAUACAAAGUGUGGAUAGAAAUAUUUCCUACUCAUUUAGAAAUUGAUAAAAUGAUUGUUUAAUUACCAGGAAAUCUUUAAUUAUUAGAAUUUUACAUUUUUAUCAUAUAAAAUUGUGAAAAUAAGUACGUUAAUAUCAAUAGUUUAGAAUUUAAAACAAAAAUUGGUAAUAGUGGAAAGCAAAAUCUGAUAAAGGAAUAUUUCCAUAUUCUGAAGAAAUGUAGAUAUCAUAAAUGUUUGGAGACGUUCUAAUUGGUAAUUUAAAAAUUUAUACAAACCCAAUAGAAGCUCAUGAAUCUAGCAUUUUUGACAUCUAAAGUAUUUAUAUUAUAAUUAUUAGGCACUCAAUCCAAAGACACAAAUUAUAAUCGAAAUAAUUUUCAACUUGUAUAAUAUAUCCAAAUACUUAUUAUUUUAGAAUGCUAAUCCACAAGAAAUUAAGCCACUAAACAUAUAUUUUAACAUAAUAGAUCCAAAAUCCUCAUUAAAGUACAGCUGUUUGACAAAUACUAAUUUUACAGAAGUUAAAAAUGCAUUAUACUGCUAUUUAACGUUAAAUUAGUAAGAUUCAAUAAAUAAAUAGAGGAGUAGCAGAAUUUGAUUUCUUUUUAGAUGGAAAUAUUCUUAAAUUUACUGAAACAUAAACUUUUGGUUAAUUAGAUAUUGUCACUGAUACAGUUAUAGAUGUAAAAAUUAGAUGGUCAGGAGGAUUCUUCAAUAAUCAUAUGCUGUUAUUGUAAUAAGGUUCAUGA
Paramecium pentaurelia is the source of this 761-nucleotide messenger RNA. NCBI's taxonomy places the organism in Eukaryota, Ciliophora, Oligohymenophorea, Peniculida, Parameciidae. The record is from the annotation of a GenBank genome assembly.